CACACACACACACACACACCAUGCCCUCACCUUUGACCCCGGAACACCGGUUAUCCGACCUCGCCGAUGGUGUGCUCGGCCCAGACUCGCCGUCGCCAUCGCCGUCACUCUCGCCCGGCCCCCUCGCCAGGCGUAAGAAGCCGUGGUGGAAGUGGCGCACCAUGCGCCUGGGCCUGACCCUCGGCCCGUCGUCGGUCAUCUUCCUGGCCGAGGUGAUAGUCGGGUCCAUCACCCGCUCGAAUGCCCUGAUGGCCGACGCGUUCCACGUCCUGUCCGACAUGCUGGGACUGGUCAUCGGCAUCGCCGCCAUCCAGAUCGGCAAGCGUGACACCUCCUCCGGCGGAUACCGCGCCAAGCGCAUCGAGGUGCUCGGCGCCCUGGUCAACGGGGUGUUCGUGCUGGCCCUGUGCCUGUCCAUUGUCAUGAGCGCUGUCGAGCGCCUUUUCAAGCCUGAAGAAAUCGAGAACCCCCAGCUACUGCUCAUUACCGGCGCCAUCGGCCUCGCGGUCAAUGUCAUCGGCCUGUUUGUGGUCGGCGACGGAGGCCACGGCCACUCGCACUCGCACUCGCACGGAUCCCCCGCCGAUACCCCCCUCCUGGAGCUCACGCUCCCCUCGUCCACCGCCCCGGAGACCGAGGACGACGACCUCCAUGCCGACCUUCACGAGCAGCAGCAGCAACAGCAGCAGCAGCACGAUCACGGCCACAGCCACGGCCACGGCGGGGACCUGAACAUUCGCGGUGUCUUCUUGCACAUUCUCGGCGACGCCCUCGGCUCGGUGGCCGUCGUCAUCAGUGCCCUCAUCAUCUCCUACACCAACUGGCCGUAUGCCAUCUACGUGGACCCGGCCCUCAGUCUCCUGAUUGCCCUGAUCCUGGCCACACACUCCAUCCCCCUGGUUCGCAGCACGGCCGAGAUCCUGCUCCUCGACACACCCAAGCGCCUGGACGUGGCCGGCCUGCGGGACGAUAUCCUGAGCAUUCCCGGCGUGCGUGCCAUCCACGAGCUCCACGUGUGGCAGCUCACCAGCGAGCGCGUUGUCAGCUCGGCCCACGUCGGCGUGGCCUCCCUCGACGCGUACACCGACGCCGGGCCCAAGAUCCACGCGGCCUUCCACCAGCGUGGCGUCCAUUCGGUCACCGUCCAGCCGGAGUUCCUCGGCCACGGACCGCUGGCCGAGCUUCUGCCCCCCACCUCCCCCGGGGCCGUGGUCCUGGACGUGGCCCCGGCUGCCUGCUUCCUGGAUUGCUCCUCGCUGGCGGGGACCGACGAGCGCUGCCGAACUGGCGGACUCUCCCGCCGGCGCGUCGGCGCACGCGCUGCCCGUCGUGCCUGCGGCGACCUCGACGCCUCGUCGGACAUGGCCCCCUCCGCCACGCCUCCAACCUCCGACCCUUCCCUCGGGCGAUCCCGGUCCGCCUCCCUGGCUGUGGCCCCGCCUGGAUGA
Messenger RNA from Fonticula alba, 1448 nucleotides. RefSeq lists its product as hypothetical. The record is from RefSeq and is a predicted model, not a curated record. Gene Ontology annotation, biological process: zinc ion transmembrane transport; intracellular zinc ion homeostasis. The transcript has 5 exons. Bases 21 to 1448 code for a protein of 475 amino acids. Gene Ontology annotation, molecular function: zinc ion transmembrane transporter activity. Lineage: Eukaryota; Rotosphaerida; Fonticulaceae. Gene Ontology annotation, cellular component: membrane.